AUGCGCGCCCCCACGGUGCUCCUAGCCCUGCUAGGGUUUCUGCCCCAGGUGCUGUCAUCUGGUUCUUUCGAGCUUAGGAUAAAAAGUUUCACGAACUCAUUGGGUAGAUUAAGUAGUGGCCAGUGCUGUGAUGGUUCCUCAAAUAGUGAUGCGCCUUGUUUGGCGCCGUGCAGGACUAAAUUUCGUGUGUGCCUCAAGAUAUAUCAAGCUAAUAUCGAUACGACAUCACCGUGUACUUUCGGUGACAUCACUACACCUGUUUUGGGUGGGAACUCUUUGGAUGUUCCCAACCUUAACGUACAAGGGUUCAGCAAUCCCAUCGUGUUCCCUUUUGACUUCACGUGGCCGGGCACCUUCUCGCUCAUAGUCGAAGCGUGGCACGACACAAACGAGACUUCAAGAUCUGAUGAUACGCUUAUCGCGCGGAUGACGAAACAGAGUAUAGCUGAUGUCGGUGGCCCCUGGAGCGAGGAAGAACAAAGGUGGGGUGGUGCUGGGGGCGCUCACUUAAGGCUGUCUUACCGGGUGACCUGUGCCGCGCAUUACUACGGGCCUGGCUGUGAAGUUCUUUGUCGGCCGAGAGAUGAUGGCUUCGGGCAUUACACCUGCUCACCAACGGGAGAGAUAGUUUGCAGGCCAGGAUGGACUGGAGACUAUUGCUCGAAACCGAGAUGCUUGCCCGGCUGCGACGCGGAGCAUGGCCACUGCCUCAAGCCUGACGAAUGCAUUUGUCAUUCGGGCUGGGUGGGCGAAUUCUGCGAUCAGUGCGAGCGACAUCCCGGAUGCGUGCACGGCACCUGCUCCAAGCCCUGGGACUGCAUCUGUGAGGAGGGUUGGGGCGGGCUCUUCUGCAAUCAAGACCUUAACUAUUGUACGAAUCACCGGCCCUGCAGAAAUGGAGGAACAUGCCACAACACAGGACAAGGCAGCUACACUUGUGUUUGUCCACCUGAAUAUACAGGAUCUGAUUGCGAGAAGUCUUUACAUUCUUGCGCGGUGAGAUCCUGCCUCAACGGAGGGGCAUGUGUGCCCGAUGAGGGAGGAGAACUGUCUUGCGCUUGCCCGUCUGGUUACGAAGGAGCGCGCUGUGAAACGAGAAGACUGACCUGUGCCGACCAACCUUGCCGAAACGGUGGAACCUGUGAGCUGCGGCCUUCUGGGUACGUUUGCCAAUGUCCAUCUGGAUACACGGGCCUCGAUUGUGGCGUAGAAGCCGAUCCAUGUGCCGCCAACCCCUGUCGAAACGGUGCGACGUGUAAUCGAGCUGGAGAUGGGUUCCGGUGCUCGUGUAAACCCGGAUUCAGAGGAAACAGAUGCGAAAUAGAUAUAGACGACUGUACCGGAAUCAUCUGCGAACACGGCGGCACUUGUGUGGAUUUAGUCAACGGGCAAAGAUGUCAGUGUGCACCAGGUUUCUUAGGACCUAGAUGUGAGACUCGAGUGGACUUUUGCCUCGCGAAACCCUGCGCCAACGGCGGCGAAUGUCUCGUGCUCGAUAACGAUUAUGAAUGCCGAUGUCGUCCCGGCUUUGCCGGAAAAGACUGUAGCAUAGACAUAGAUGAGUGCGCUUCUUCCCCAUGCAGAAAUGGUGGUACCUGUCGUGACAGAGUAGAUGGCUACCACUGCAACUGCCCGCCUGGGUGGGGCGGGAAAUCUUGCACUGUGUCACUGGCGGACUUUGCAGCCAAACCGGCCGGGGGUCACUUAAGAAGAGUGGGUGACGAAACUUUAGAGGAAGAAACUCUGUCUGGGAGUCACGUGGCGUUGAUAGCGGCGCUGUCAGCAGCAGUGCCGGCAGCGGCUUUAGCCGCGGCUAUCGCAGUAGCGUGUAUCAGGAGACGGAGAAAACGCGCACAAAACGCGGCCGACGCAGAGGCGCGAGCCCAAAAUACGGCGAACGCUGGUAACGGCGGUCGCGUUAUUAGAAAUACAUGGGGGAAAUGUGAGGGGCCAGUACCUGAGUGCCAGAAUGCGCACAACGCUGCGGCGGAAGAGUGCAAGAGGAAGACACUCAACACGGAGAGCGCAGCGCGGCUGUUAGCCGCACUUGACCCGCGACUCUCGCGGCUCUCCGCCGACUCGGCGUAUUGCGCUAAUAGCGAUACGUCUCUGGUGAAGCGCGCGCUGGAAGGCGGAGGGGUGUACGUCCUGGACGAACACUGUCUGCCGCCGACGUUCGCGACGCAAGUGUAG
Molecule: messenger RNA, 2193 nt
Organism: Pieris macdunnoughi
Lineage: Eukaryota; Metazoa; Arthropoda; Insecta; Lepidoptera; Pieridae
Source: the annotation of a GenBank genome assembly